Molecule: messenger RNA, 4654 nt
Organism: Cololabis saira (Pacific saury)
Lineage: Eukaryota; Metazoa; Chordata; Actinopteri; Beloniformes; Belonidae
Gene: znf407
Product: zinc finger protein 407
Exons: 10
Coding region: 119-4549 (1476 amino acids)
Biological process (GO): regulation of gene expression
Cellular component (GO): nucleus
Molecular function (GO): nucleic acid binding; zinc ion binding
Source: RefSeq, a predicted model, not a curated record
CGCCAUUUGUGUCUAGCAGCAAAAAAGCGCGGACCAUGAAGGUAGUCGCAUAAUACUGGGAUGCAGAUGAAACCAGGCAACUUAAGUGUUGUGGCGCAAGAUCUUAGCAGGAUAUGAUAUGGAUAAAACACUGAUAUCAGGAGAGGAGCUUGUUGAGAACAAAGUGCCGGAGAAUAGCAAGAGUGGAAAUGUGAACCCAGAAGAUGUGGACAUGGAGGAAACCACAGGUGACUCGGGGAAUAAGGCCGUUGAGCCCGAUAAAGCAGAUGAGGAACUCGCUGAGAGGCCGUUGUUGGACUCUGCUCCUGAAGGUGGAGAUAACCUGUGCAAAGUUUGCGGCUUCUCAGCCAAGCACUCAAGAUCGCUGAAGAUUCACUAUGCACGAAAGCAUGGAAAAGAUCAUGAGCAAAAUCAAAAUAUCUCUGAUGCAAGCCCAGAUGAACUGCAGCAGGAAACAGUCAUGGAGACAGACAAAGUUGAUGUUAAACAAAACCAGAGAGCUGAUGUUGACACAUUAAACUCAGCAGAGAACGACAAGAGCAGGAACUUUAAGAAUUUAAGUAAAAAGCACAAGAUACUAGACAAAGAGCAGAUGGGUCAAGAAGAGCUGAUCCCUUGUCAGGAGAGAAGAGCAAGCAAACGCACCCCAAAACCUAAGAUUAUUCAUUCCUGCAACUACUGCGGGCAAGAGUUCAGGGACAAGUCUCCUCUUGAUGUUCACAUUGCGAGAUACCAUGCCAAAGAUGCCCCAUACACAUUUGAUGGUGAUGAAAACAUUAGUGAAAAGGAGGAUGAAGAGGACCAAGGCAGUAUUGUAAAGCCUACACCAACUCGAGAGGCGUCCAAAAGUGCUCCGAACAGGUUCCAGCUGAAGUGCGCAAACUGUGAUUUCAGGGUCAGCACGGCUGUGGUGCUGGACAGGCACGUUCGGACCAAACACCCGGAGCUGGAGUGGUACCGCUGCAAAUUGUGCAACUUCUUUGCAGCCACACCUGAGUGGAUGGACGCUCACUUGUCCUCUGAUAGCCACUUACAACAGCAGAAAGGAAAUGAGUGCACAGAAUCUUCCUCGGCUGAAGUAUUUGUCGAGAGGGUCAGCAGAGAAUCUGUUGGGAAUGAUGCUAACCAAGGUAAUAUGAAUCAGAUGUCUGGUGCAGAAGGGAUCACUACUUUGAUGGAAGGACAACUGGAAACGGAUGAAGCAGCAGAGGCUGCCUUGAGCGUGCUGGUGGAGGAUGAUGAAGACGCAGAGCUUGAACCCCCCAAAAAGAAAAGAGGAAGACCAAAGCAAGGCUCUACCACCACCUGCGAGUACUGCGGCCUGGUCAUGUCCAACGCCACCAAUCUCACCGUUCACGUCCGCCGCAAACACAGCAAAGACUAUGGGUACAGCUGCACUUUGUGCAACUACAGCUGUGUGACCAAAGGAGACAUGGAUCGCCACUGUUUCACCAAGAAACAUGUUAAACGAGCACAAGACGGUUCAAAUAAGAACCAGGCUGCAAGUCACACAAGUCCAUCCGAAUCAGAGGAUGUGACUACACAAAACAGUGCCUCACAGAGCCCAGACAAAAAGCAGGAAUCUGACAGCGUCGUUCUCCCAGAACACAAAGUAGAGGAGCCGAACCAGUCAGACGCACGCCAGCAAAAAACUAAAUACGACUCAGUGAAUGCUUGCCACCUUUGUGAUUUUGUAGCUCAGUCAAUUCCUUCCCUUCAUCUUCACGUGAAGAGAGAGCACACCAAAGACUUUGAGUAUGUGUGUUUGGCUUGUGGCUACUAUGCUGUAACCAACAGGGAAAUGUAUCGCCAUGCCAGCUCAGAGAAGCAUAAACAGAAAAGCCAGAGAUACCAGGAAGAGAGGGAAGGACAAACGGCUUCAGACCUCCCAGAAAAGCAGAAGGAGGUCACUGAACCUUCUGGGGAAAACUCUAACCCCAGCAACGGGUCAGGAUCUUGUUCCACGGACGGUGAAGUUAUGGAAACCGAGAACACAUCUGCAUCCGCUGUCACCACUGAGGUUGUUAGUGCUGUGGUUAGCGCGGUUGGCAGCGCGGAUGAAAAGCAAGCACAAGCUAUUACAUCUUCCACUGGCAAUGAAGCAGAUCUGACCAACCAGACAACUGAGCUAACGGUGCUGUCAGAACCCCAGCAGGCUUCAACAGAACUCCCACUUUCAGGGGAGGAGUCUGCACAACUCGAGGGCCAGAAGGAAAGGUGUGAACAAACAGGGGACGACAACUUAAAGACAGAAGUAGUUAUUGUUGAUAAGCAAAUGUCCAAAGCCCCUCCAUUUGAUGCCUGUAUUGUGUCUGUGAAGACUCUCACUGAGCAGGAGCAGGCGCUGCAGGAAAGCCUGGCUUUGGAGGGUGAAGCCUCUGUGAUAUGCUUGACUGGAGGAUCGCUCUCUGGCUUCAUGACCCGUAACUUUACACAUGUCAGGAAGCUCAAAUCCAAGGAAGUGAAGGUGAAAGAAGAAGCUAAAGCUAGUUCUCGCAUCCGCUGCGAGGACUGCGGCUUCAUGGCGGAUGGCAUAAGCGGCCUGAACGUCCACAUCUCCAUGAAGCACCCGUCCAAAGAGAGACACUUCCACUGUCUAGUGUGCGGCAAGUCGUUCUACACCGAGGGCAACCUGCACCAGCACCUGACCAGCGCCGCCCAUCUCCGCAACGAGCAGAACAGCGUGGAGGAGCUCCCCGAAGGAGGCUCCAGCUUCAAGUGCGUGAAAUGCACCGACCGCUUUGAAUCGGAGCAGGACUUGUUUUUUCACAUUAAGGAGAAACACGAGGAGCUCCUGAGGGAGGUCAACAAGUACGUGGUGGAGGACACCGAGCAGAUCAACCGCGAGCGCGAGGAGAACCAGGGCAGCGUGUGCAAAUACUGCGGCAAAGUGUGCAAGAGCAGCAACUCCAUGGCCUUCCUGGCUCACAUCCGCACACACACUGGGUCCAAACCGUUUAUGUGCAAGAUCUGCAACUUUGCAACGGCUCAGCUGGGAGAUGCCAGGAACCACGUGAAGAGACAUCUCGGGAUGCGAGAGUACAAAUGCGACAUAUGUGGAUGGGCCUUUGUAAUGAAGAAACACCUCAGUACCCACCUGCUGGGAAAACACGGAGUCGGACAGCGUAAAGAAAGGAAGUUUGAAUGCCAGUUGUGCGACCGCUCCUUCAGUGAAAAAUGGGCCUUGAACAACCACAUGAAACUGCACAGUGGGGAGAAGCCGUACAAGUGCGCCUGGCCUUCCUGCCACUACGCCUUCCUCAACUUGUCAGCUAUGAAGGACCACUACAGGACACACACCGGAGAGAAGUCUUACCUGUGUGACCUGUGUGGUUUUGCGGGAGGCACCAGACACGCCCUGACGAAACACAGACGCCAACACACCGGUGAGAGACCCUUCAAAUGUAAGCUCUGCAACUUCGCCUCCACCACGCAGUCCCACCUUUCACGCCACAAGCGCGUUCACACCGGGGAGAAACCGUACCGCUGCCCCUGGUGCGACUACAGAUCCAACUGUGCGGAGAACAUCCGGAAGCACAUUCUCCACACGGGGAAGCACGAGGGCGUGAAGAUGUACAACUGUCCCAAAUGCGACCACGCCACCAACUCUCCCAUGGAGUUCCGCAACCACCUGAAGGAGAGUCACUCGGACAUCGAGAACCCAGACCUCGCCUACCUACAUGCAGGAAUCGUCUCCAAGUCCUUUGAAUGUCGCCUGAAAGGCCAGGGCGCCACGUUCGUGGAGGCGGAGGCCGCGGAGGCGCUCCUGCAGCGGAAGGACUCGCCUGACGCCUCGGGGGCCGAAGGGCCGAUCCAGCAGGUCAUCAUCAUCCAGGGCUACGGCGACGGGGAGGUGGCCAUCGACCAGGCCCUGGAGGAGUCGGCCGCCGCCACGCUGCAGACGCUGGCCAUGGCCGGCCAGGUGGCCGAGGUGCUGCACAUCACCGAGGACGGCCAGGUCAUCGCCUCGGGCAGGGAGGUGGCCUCCACCGGCGCCCACCUGGACGGCACCAGCACCCAGUACGUGGUCCUGGACUCGGGCGACGCCAGGAAGGAGCUGAGGGCCAUGACCGGAGGAGCCGUCGCCCUCGCGGCCGCCGCAGGGCAGAGUCACGCCGUGUCCGAGUCGUCCACCGCCCUGGACGCCCUGCUCAGCGCCGUCAGUGAGAUGGGCCACCAGGAGGAGAAGCAGGGAGAGCCGGCCGUCGUCCACGAAGUGCUGGCCCCUCAGAUGUCCGGGGUGGAGGUGAAGGAGGAGCCGGAGGAGCUGCAGGUCAUACAGGAGACCAGCCACGAGAACAUGCACGAGGUGCUGCAGCUCGCCGCCUCGCAGAUGAUGAAGGAAGGCCUGACGCAGGUCAUCGUCAACGACGAGGGCACCCACUACAUCGUGACGGGGCUGGACGACUGCACCUUCCAGGUGGAGGGGGACGUGUACCGGGAGGCCGAGGCGGCCGUCGGGGCGGUGCAGCAGGUGGAGCAGCAAGCAGGGGAGGAGAUGGUGGUUUAUCUGGACGGAGCGCCGCAUAAUAUCGUCCUGGAAGGCUGAAGAAGAGAGAAAUAUGGAAACAUUUUACUGCAAAAACUCAGAAUCUUAACAAGAAUAUUUGUCUUACUUCUAGUUAAAAUGUCUCAUUUUAGUAAAACAAAUCUC